AAAUCGCGCUAGACACUGAACAAUCGGGAGUCGAUCCGCGGAAAACACGCACACGCACUACAAGUGUACAAGUGAAUUUGAUCGCAAAUAUCCACCAAAGAUGCGCUUCGGUGGUGCCAAAGUGGUUUGCUAGUGGUUUGCUGACCGAUGGUUGUGCAUCAAAGUAAGCAUUGCUGUGUUUUCUCCAUCGCGGCUUAACACCUUUUGCUGCGGUGCGCAAGCAUCUUUACGUAUGCAACAAGUUUGACAUUUGGCGAGAGAGAAAUCGAGGGCUUGGGAUUUUUUGUUGUUGUGCUUGCUAAUGUUCGGGGGACCUGCACCUUUUCAGCAUUCCUACACACAGUUCUUUCGGUGCGUGCGAUUGGUUUGGCUGUAGGCGCAUAUUGUGUGACCAGAACGAGCGUGCAUGCUAAUGCCCGCCUAGUUGGCCGUGUAAGACAGUAAACAUCGCGUUCUGGUUUCAGUUGGCGUUAGCGUUGGUGCUCGUACAAAAAACGGGGAGAAUCCAAUUUACGGGGUUGUUCGCGCUUGGAUCAAAGCAGGCGACGUUUCUAGUUUUGGGCGAUUUCCCCAUGAUGGUAGGCAGUCGACGAUCCGUUGUCGGUGGAGUCCGUAGCGGUGGGGUGAAGAAGGAAGAGAUUUUGGUAAACGUGCAGGUGAACGGUAACGACGAGAUUGACCUGGUGCCGGUCAACAAGAGCGCGGAUUAUGGGAGAGGAUCGAGCGACGAUCGAGACGGUGAUGAGGAGGAGGAGGAGGACUACGAAGAUCUGUCCGACAAUCCGGACUCGGAUCCGGAUCUGCUCGAGACGGAGGACGGUCGGUUGAUACUGGACAUGAAGCGCAGCAAGUACUGUGGCAGGUGUAAAAAGAUUUUCAAAACAUCAGCGGAACAGAAAGCACACAAAUACAAGUGCCCGGGCGUUGUGGAUGAGGUGCAGGACGUCAUCCUGAAGGAGCGUAAGGCGGCCAAGCAUGCGAACCCGGGCGAAGAGUUCCACAAGUACUGCAAUCCGAACCCGGACAAUCCGUGCUACUGCUGCGGUGAGGAUGUGAGCACCGCACACGUCGGCCACAUCCGCUGCAAGUUCUGUCCCAAAUCGUUCAAAGCGUACGAGUACAUGGAGCGACACCUGAGCUCGAUCCACUCGGAGUCGGACGCAUUUCCGUGCUGCUACUGCAACGCCAAGUGCAGCACGCAGGAAAUUCUGGACGAGCAUCUGAAGACACACGACGAGGGCAAACCGUACGCGUGUAUGGCGUGCGGUAAAGAUUUUACCCGCCGCUACCAUCUGGACCGCCACGAAAAGCACACCAAGUGCGGGAUCGUUCCCAAGGAGGUGGAGGUGCUACCGUGCGAGGUCUGUGGCAAGGAGUUUACGCGCAUUGACAAUCUGCGGGAACAUUUGCGUUCGCACAUGGGGCAAGGGGCACGCAAGCGGGAUUACCAGUGUCCGUACUGCUCCAAGUCAUUCUACGGCUCAUCGUUGCUGAACAUACACAUACGCACGCACACGGGCGAGAAACCGUUUCCGUGCGAUCUGUGCCCGAUGUCGUUCCCGUCGACCGGUGCGCUGCGGAAGCAUCGGCGCAAGCAUACGGGCGAACGGCCGUACCGCUGCGACGAGUGUUCUGCAACGUUUGCCGCGCGUGAAACGCUUAACCGGCACCGGAAAACGCACACCGGCGAGAAGCCGCACGUGUGUCAGGAGUGCGGCAAACGGUUCAUCCAAGCGACACAGCUCCGGUCCCACAUGCUCAAUCACAGUGGCGACAGUGCGUUCCAGUGCAGCGAGUGCGAUGCGACGUUCAAUCGCAAAGCCCGGCUCACGGAGCACAUCAAGUUCACGCACAAGGGAGAGCAACCGUUCGAGUGCGAGAAAUGUUCCAAAACGUUCCUGCGCAAGGAUGAUCUCGCACGCCACGAGCUGAUCCAUUCGGACGUUAAACCCUACGAAUGUUUGGUGUGUAGGAAAUUUUUCACCACCAAAAACGCUAUCCUGUUGCACCAGCGGACGCAUCUGGAGGAAAAUCCGGUCCAGUGUAAGGUUUGCUCCGGCACCUUCAAACGGUCCGACUGUCUGAUGCGGCACAUGCGUACAAAACACCGCGACUUUUUGGACAAAAUUAUCGACGAUACCGAGAAGGAAAAGAUGGAAAAGCUGACCACCACCAAGCGAGAAACGGAAAAGGAAGCGGUGGUGGAGAUAGACGGUGCCAUCUAUCAGAUCACCACGAUGGACGAUGCACCCGCGAAGGGGACCGCUUACACCGGCAACAACCAAACGGUGGAGGUGUUCGAGGUGGUAGAGCUCCCGGCAAGCGCUUCGGACGCGAUACCAAACACACUGCCGACCACCUCGGUACCGUACGAGCUGGUACCGGUUGUGGAUGAUGCGGAAGUAAUACUGGGCGACAGCAGUCCGGUAGAGUUUGUCGGUAAAGCAAACGCUGCAAACGACGUGGUUGUGAAGAAGGAGGAGGAUUCGUUCAAAAAGGUAAAGUCCCCGCCCAAAGCGACUGUCGUUUCAAAACCAAGCGAACCCGUUGCACCGAAGGUUGUUGGUAAAGCCAGCGAAGGAGAACCGUCGCGCAAGAGCGUUCCAAGCACUUCGAAACCAACUGCCCCGAUAAAACCGAAGACGGAACAUGUAGUAGCUGUGCGUGCGAGCAAUGAACCACCACAGAAAACGCCCCCGAAGCUAACGAAAGAGAUUGCGCGCGAAAAGGAGGAACCCAGCACCAAGCUGGCAAAGAAGCCGGCUACAUUACCGACCGCCCGACCGAAAGAGGCCAAGAGCAGGGUGGUGGAGGAAACGAAGUUGAAGCGCAAACGUGAACCCAAACCGGCCACCCCGAAGCGAAUGCGCCCGGACGAGGACAGCAUUCCGAUCUUCCUGAGCGACGAUAUGCUCGAGCAGAAGAUUUCCGAACUGCUGCAGAUGCUGAUGGGGGAGGAUAUGUUGCGCAGCUUCGGUUGGCCGAACGCACCGGUCGAGGUGGUGCUCGGGCGCGUCAUCCAGGGCUGCGGUCAUCAGCCGGCAAAGGGCGAGGAGGCCGGUGACCAUACGACGCGCAUGCGAGAAAACACCAAGAUACUGUUUUCCGUCACGAUGGACGAUGACGACAUUAAGGCUUUGCUGAACAAUCACACGGUCGACGAGGUGAUCAUGCACGUGCUGAAGAACAAGUAGUUCGCGCGCGCGGGGCUGAUCUUCAAACGAUGAUGGUACACGGUGCAAUGGGUUCCAGAUUGAUCGUACAGUUGCAGUCUACCCUUCCUACAUCCUGUAACGCAAUGUGGCCUUCUAAAGACCUUAUAAACGCGUAAGGUUAUAGAGUAUUGCUUUUUUUUUAUUAUUCAAUGAAGAUUUAUCAAUGUUUUUUAUUAAACACAGUAUGCAAUGUAUACAAUAAACAAGAACUGAACUAACUCCACACUGGAAA
Molecule: messenger RNA, 3447 nt
Organism: Anopheles stephensi (Asian malaria mosquito)
Lineage: Eukaryota; Metazoa; Arthropoda; Insecta; Diptera; Culicidae
Gene: su(Hw)
Product: protein suppressor of hairy wing
Exons: 4
Coding region: 573-3194 (873 amino acids)
Biological process (GO): regulation of transcription by RNA polymerase II
Cellular component (GO): nucleus
Molecular function (GO): RNA polymerase II transcription regulatory region sequence-specific DNA binding; DNA-binding transcription factor activity, RNA polymerase II-specific
Source: RefSeq, a predicted model, not a curated record